AUGGAGGUGAGUUGUCAGUCCUUUUCUCGGCAGUCUGUCUAGCCUGUCUUUAAACUAGACUCUCAUACCUGCAUGCAAACCAAUACGUAUAAGAUUGUAUACAGAAUUACUACUGCAAAUGAUCCUUUACAUAUAUGAUGGAAAGCGGUGCGUCAGGAAGAAAGAAUUAUGACGUUUCUAUUUUAAGCUCAUGCAUGCGGCAUCGAGAUGACUUCAGCAUUUGUGGUACUGUAAUACUGUACACACGUUUAACAGCCGCCGCAAAUUUGACCAUAAACUCUUGGACAAUCCCUUCUGUAUUUGCACGUGUAAUCAUGAAAGUAUACCCUUUUUUCGUAUAUAAUUAAGAAGUCGACAGUCAAUACUGAAUCCCAUUAGUCGUGCAAUAAUUAGUCCCCUUGUCCGGCCGAGUAAGUUUACGAGCCGAUGGCUUGAGGUUUGUAUCUUUCUGUAACGUCUCCCACAAUUUUUCGUUUGUAGCCGUACACAAGUAGAACUAGGAUUAGUAGGGGAUGUUUGCGUACUUUGUAGAAUCUGUGAGACAAAUUUCCCUACAUCGGCUCUGUAACCAUUGCCCACUUGCGGGGUUGUGCAUUUGUAGUAACAAGCUCCUGGAAAUACUCCACGUGGUAUUUCUGGCAUCUGAUGCAAUUUUCCAAGUGUGGAUGGCGGCAGUGUAGCGACCAAAGUCGUUGGCGGUAGCACUUAUUGGGUAACGCGAAGCACUAAGAAUAAGCCCCAGCUUAAGACGGACUGAAGAAAGUUGUUCGGCGCGUCACUGCGCUCAUCCAGACGACAAAGUUGAAUAAAUUGGCGAACACAAAUAUGUAUGAUAGGAACGGACAAGAAUCUUGUGGAUACAAUAGUAGUCUGUUACAAGAAGCGAGGAGUUACAGCAGAGGUGACACUGACAUGCCUGCUAAACAGCCGGCGGGAAACUGCAGGGAAGAGCCGUGGGAGGUGGCGACGUGGAGGGGGGAGAGAGCUGCGGGAUGAAGGUCGGAGGUAGAGGGAAGGGCACCAGCGAUUUGCACUGACACGCAGCUGUGCUCCAUCCCAGAUCUGCGCGAAAUGUCACCUCAUUCGAAUAACUAUAUGGUUCGUGGUGCAUUGCAAUAGUACACAUGUCCAGUAAGCAGUUAUUUAGUGAGUCUGCCUACUGGUAAACUGUGCUACUGCCAAGUUUCCGGUGAAAUCUAGAUUGUUGUGUUGAGAUUUUCAUUGGAUAACAACAUACGGGCUCAUCCGAUUUCUCAAGGGAUCGUCCAUGCUGAUACCCCUCCUCACCGCUUCUCGUCUUUCUUUAUUUAGUUCAGGACUGAUCGGCACACAACUUCUCAUGGCAGAGUCUAACUUUGUGUCGCCAUAUUUUCCUGUAAUAUUCAUUUUCUAGAUGGCCAGCGGGCAUCUUGAGGGCUACCGCGGUUCUGGCGUCCCCUAGACCUCCCUUCCCACCUUAUAAACGAGACGAAAAUAAUAGUCUUUUACUGCCUCGGCUAAGUAUGGGGGUUAUCCUAGCAUUAGCUUCCUUACAGUGGACAUCACGAUCAUCUGGUACGCCCUCCCACGACUUAGAAUCAUCGUGUAUGGAUGGGAGACUUUCAUGUUCUCCCACGUUGUCCUGUCUUAAUGUCCCUGCGGUAAUUGAUCGCCUCUUUCUGCAUGGAGACAAGGCAGCCCUUUAGACAGUGACAGCGUGCCCUAACCUACCUGCGCACUUUCAAAAAGCCCAUGUUAAUGCAAUUUUUCGAAGCCACUAAGUGAGGUUUGAACACUAUUCAGUGAUGUCUUUCCUAGAAUGGCCCAGUAUCUGCCGACGCGUAUUCAGGCAUUUUAGUGUGCCGACUAGUCAUCUAAAAGCCAAACUCAAAGACGAUUCCAUCUAGCCGUUCACAGAGGCCAGAUAUCUUCGGGAUAUCUAGACCAGAAGCCUAAUCUGUCUUUUUGCUAAUACCAAUGAACCCCACCGCGCAGUAAAAUCUUCUGCAGUUUCAGUGCUUCGAGGUUCGGUCACAUCUUUGGGGUUUUCAACUUUUUACUCUGUCCGUGUGAAUGUUUGCGAUUCUCCUAUUUGUGCAGGUCUCCAUUGAUGGAAUGUCGCGAUAUGUCUCACCUGUCAACCCGGCAAUGUAUUCCACCCUCACUCUCCUGCUAGUCAGCAUAGGAGUCUUCUUCACGGCCUGGUUCUUCGUCUACGAAAUCACGGCAACGAAAUACGUCCGUGAAUUUCUCAAAGAGCUACUGAUAGCUAUAAUGGCUUCAAUAUUCAUGGGGACUGGAGUUCUUUUCCUGCUGCUCUGGGUCGGGAUAUAUGUCUGA
This is a messenger RNA of Spirometra erinaceieuropaei, 2319 nucleotides long. The record is from the annotation of a GenBank genome assembly. Lineage: Eukaryota; Metazoa; Platyhelminthes; Cestoda; Diphyllobothriidea; Diphyllobothriidae.